This is a messenger RNA of Oncorhynchus kisutch (coho salmon), 2195 nucleotides long. RefSeq names its product germ cell-specific gene 1-like protein. NCBI's taxonomy places the organism in Eukaryota, Metazoa, Chordata, Actinopteri, Salmoniformes, Salmonidae. Bases 293 to 1036 code for a protein of 247 amino acids. The record is from RefSeq and is a predicted model, not a curated record. Gene Ontology annotation, cellular component: plasma membrane. The transcript has 4 exons.
UCAGGGCACUUCGUGUGAAAAUUAUCUAAUGGCUAACGACUCGAACAGAUGAUAAUGGUGGAUUGAAGCUAAAUUCAAACUCAGAUUUUGCCGUCCCUCAAAUCGGGUAGGGAGAGUAAUUUCAAUUCAACCGGUUGGAGUGCCAAAUGAUGUAUUUUAUUGCCGACAUGUUGCACAUCAGUUGAAACUUAUUUUCGGUGGAGUUUGACCAGUUUUUCAUUACCUGUUUUGAUUCAUAUUGGAUGGAUGGCGAGUGAGUGAGUUAUCUAAUAAGUGCAGAUAUCUAUGGACAAUGAAGACCACUCGCAAGUGCAGGGCACUGCUGUCCGUUAGUAUGAAUCUUUUAGCACUAUUUUUCUCAAUAACUGCUUUCAUCACAACAUACUGGUGCGUCGGCACGCAGCGCGUCCCCAAGCCGAAGUGCACUAAACUUCGCACGCACAACUGCAUCGAUUAUGGAGUGAACGAGACGGACCCCAAAGUAGUGGUGUACAGUUGGGAAACGGGGGACGACCGGUUCCUAUUCAGACAGUUCCACACCGGGAUCUGGUUCUCCUGUGCGGAGAAUAUCCAUGAUGAAGGUGAGAAAUGCAGGAGCUUUAUCGAUCUGGCUCCGGCUUCGGAGAGAGGGCUCCUGGGUAUGGUGGCCCACAUGAUGUACACACAGGUGUUCCAGGUGACAGUCACCCUGGGCCCUGCAGACUGGAGGCCCUAUAACUGGGACUACGGAUGGUCCUUCUGCAUGGCCUGGGCAUCCUUCACCUGCUGCAUGGGUGCAUCAGUCACCACCCUCAACUCCUACACCAAGACUGUCAUCGAGUUCCGACACAAACGCAAGACCUUCGUGCAGAGCAUCCGAAAGGAGCAGGCGCGGCAGGCGUUGGGAUACUACCGCGAUCACUCCCUGCGCUCCAUAUCCCAAACCGUGGAGGUGUACACACAGACGCCGUAUAGCAGUGGUAUUAGGACGCACGUACCGGCCGCGUCGUUAGACCCGAGUGACGGAUCAGAGACUCUGGGGGAAGACCAGUGCUGAAGGGAGGGAUCCCAGCGGGGAAAAACUGGUUACAACUGGUUCACAAUUAUGUCAUUUUUAACAAUUUUCUGGUUGUGCUGAUGUUAUUUCAUCAUCAUUUCAACUCGUUUCGCCCACCGGGAUGUGUCGAAAGUAACUGUAUGAAGUCAGUGCUAUCCAAUUGUGAUCCGUCACCUGUGUUGGGUCUUCUGGGGAUUCUGUAGCAACUGAAUCCGUUCUGAUUGAAUUCAUCACUGCCUUAAUUGAGCCAGGAUAUUCACUCCCUUGUUCCAAGUUUGGGCAUUGAUAGUCAUGGAAAGAGCCGUGUACACACGGAUCAUACAACUAGAUGAUCUGACACACAAGGAAAGCAGCAAUCAAUAACAAUAGCGUUUCACCCGCCCCUGUUUCAGUUAAAAGCUGAGGGACGGAGCUGGAGAAAUGUAACCACUCUCAAAUUCAGAGACAGAACUAUGGAUGCAAGGACUGAAUAUCCAUGAUAUCGACAUUAUAGUUUUGAGGCUGUGCGGUGUUUGUUUACAUUUACUUUGUUUACAAACAUUGGAGUGAAACAAGCUUCUAUUUUGGGUUCUAAUGGGGUCAGACAGUUGAACUAAGCUGAUGAGGCAUUAAUGUUAUAUUCUUCAAGAAUUAAUGGGUACAUGUCAUUCAUUUGUAGGUUAAAAAAUGGAUGCCCCUUUAAACAAGAUUUGUAACAGAAUGCCCUCUGAUUUUCCUGGGACACCAUAGGACUGUUUAUACGAUGUUUUUGCAUGCUAUUAGCCUUACUAAAUAUGGAAUUAGGAAGGGGGUGACAAACUGCAUUUAACUCGUAUUUUAAGAAUGUGCACCGCAAAAUAUAGCUAUAAGUGUUUGCAGCGUAUACCGUGCCUAUAACGCAUAACUAUAUAAAUGUAAAUAAGUGUCAUAAAGUAGAAUGGUUUUGAUCUGUGAAAUCACUGUUAAGAUGUGUAUUAUUUCCCUGCUGAAGUUACAUAUUGUUUGUUGCCUCAGUGGUCUGUUUACUGCACAUUACUCAGUAUCGGAUAAAACUGACCACUGGACACCAAUGUUACUUGAGUACAAUUAUGACCAAUGACUGUGUAUUCUAUUUAAAGUACUUUGUGCUUAUAGGGAUUAAGGAUUCUGCAAUGAAUUACUCAAUAAACAAAUGUAUUCC